Messenger RNA from Saccostrea cuccullata (small rock oyster), 2599 nucleotides. RefSeq lists its product as uncharacterized. The transcript is spliced from 6 exons. Gene Ontology annotation, molecular function: ubiquitin protein ligase activity; cysteine-type endopeptidase inhibitor activity involved in apoptotic process. NCBI's taxonomy places the organism in Eukaryota, Metazoa, Mollusca, Bivalvia, Ostreida, Ostreidae. Gene Ontology annotation, biological process: positive regulation of protein ubiquitination; negative regulation of apoptotic process; regulation of cell cycle. The record is from RefSeq and is a predicted model, not a curated record. Bases 77 to 2404 code for a protein of 775 amino acids. Gene Ontology annotation, cellular component: cytoplasm; nucleus.
AGAUAAUGAGAUUUACUAUAAAUGAAAGAUUUUUCAACAUGUUCAAUUUAAAGAAAUAGUAGUCAGUAGACGUACAAUGGCAAUCUUUUCCAUUUACUGGAACAAAGAUUGUGCACUUUUUAAGGCUCUAAAAGAGGUUCAGCUUCUGAGACUGAAGAAAGACUUGUCAGUGAGUGGAAUAUGUGUACCUGCAAGACUGAGUAAUUGGUGUUAUCAUAUUGUGAGGACAAUAGACAGCAAAGAACACAAAGACUCUGGAUUCAAAAAUUGGGAAUGCUCUUAUAAUUCUAUAAAGGAAAAAGAUAUUGUUCUUCUAAUUUUGUUUGUAAGUAAUGAACGUUGGUACAUAAUGUUUUAUAUGUGUGUGUUACAUAGACUGGUAUUCACUUGCCCAUCUACCAUUGAAACUGCACUCCCAGAAGAAGCAUGCCAAAAUAAUGCAGGCUUUGAAAAAUUGAAGGAUGCCUCAGAAUUUUGUGAUACAUCUGAUAAAAUCGGUGCUCAAUGUCUCACUUGGAAAUUAGAAGUGAAUGACCAACUCUCCUGUUCAUUUCACAGACACAGCAUUGGAUUAGAAAAUUUUCUCAAGCAAAAUACAAUGUUGAAAAUGAAACAGCUGUGCCCUGAAGCAUGUAUCAAUAACAAAGGCAUUGAAAAAUAUGAAAAAGCUUCAGAAUUCCUUGAUUUGAUAUGGUUCUCUGCUAAUAAAUUAUCUUGCUUUACACAAAAAGCAAAAUAUUUACUGCCACUCUUAUGCAAAUUUGAUAGACACUUCAUAGUGUCAGAAAGUCCUUUUAUUCAAAACCAUUUUGUGUUGAUAAUGAAACAGACGACCUCUGAAAUAUUCCACCAUAAUGCAGUCAUAAAAAAAUUGGUGAAAGACUUAGAACACUGGAAUAGGAUAUAUUGUGAUAUUGAUUUUCAGUUUUGCAUUGGGAAAUUGACAGCAUUGUCCUCUUGUCCAUUACAUGCACACAUCAGUCUAUUGGAAAGUCCUUUUGACCAAAGCUAUAUUACGGCAAUUGUAGAAAAGUUGAACACUAAAGUAUUCAUAUUGGAUUUCUUUGAAGUGAAACAGAGCAAAAAAUUGCAUCAUUGUGAAACUGAGGCCAAAAGUAUGCUGUUCAGAUUGACAAUUUUACUUUCAUAUUUUCUGCAUAUAACCAAAGAUUGUAAUUUGUCAGAAGAACUUUUUGGUGUUGCAUUUUCUUCUUCCAUUUUAAUAAUUUUACCUAAUUCAUUAAUCAAAGGACUUUGCAACUCUGGAUUGAAAAUCAGUUUAAAAUCAGAAGAUGAAAGCCAGCAGUCACCAGAUUUACUGGAGUACAACUGGAGGAAAAAAUUGAUCAAAACAUAUGUUAAUGAUUUCUUCAAAGAGCUCAGACAAAUAGAGAGCAACGAGGCAAAUGAAACCAAAGCUGAAAUUUUGGGUGUAAAAAAGAAUGAAAAAGGUGAGAAGAAUAAGUCAUUUGAUGAACAUGUUACAGAAAAUAUUUAUGAGAUAUUAAGUCAUGUGGAGAUUCGCCAUGAUGAAAUAGUGGCAUACCCGGCAACACAACAGCCUGUGUUAGAGCCCAUUCUCAACAAAUUCUCUGUUCCUGAAAGGGCACCCUCCAAACAUGACACCAUGGCAGUUGAAUUCUUGCGCCUCUGUACCAUGCAUGACUACCCUAACACUAAUGGACCAAGUCUUCUAAGACUGGCCCAGGCCGGCUUCUUCUACGAGGGAAAUGGAAACGAACUUGUCUGUUUCUCGUGUGAUUUUCGAAAAGGAAGCUGGAAUUAUAAUGAUUCUCCCAGAGAAAUUCACCUGAGGAUGUCUCCAAACUGUAAAUUCUUAUCCCAAGGUGGUGAUGGCAAUGUUCCUGUGCCAAGAGGAGAGUCAACACAAGACCUUGUUCCCCUUCAGAGUGCUCCUCCGGUUGUGGAACCUGACGGUCCACGGGCAGGCUAUAAUGCCUCUACAUCUAACAACACAGCUCACCUGGCUAGUGCUAAUUAUAGUGACGGACAGGACCAACCAGAUACGACGAGACGUACAAUGGUGGUAAAACACCCGGAGUACGCUAGCCGACCCGCCAGACUGGCCUCCUAUGCUAAUUUUCCACGUCACAUGAAGCAGCAUCCAGCUGAUAUGACAGAUGCUGGAUUUUAUUACGCAGGUUUUGGGGAUUGUUGCAGAUGCUAUCAUUGUGGAAUAGGUCUAAGAAACUGGGACCCUGAGGACAAUCCAUGGAUUGAGCAUGCACGGUGGUCUAUGGAAUGUCCUUACAUUCUAAAAAUAAAAGGGCAGGCCUUUAUUGACCUUGUGCAGGAAGCUGCCCGGGCAGCAGAAAUGGCCCAAGAUGAUGAGGAUAGUGAACCUGAGGGCGAAAGCGUAAGUGUAAAUUUUAUCUUGGAUUGAACAUGCAUAUUGGUCUAUGGAAUGUCCUUAAAAACUAAAAAUUUAUAGAGGAUAUUCAAUGUGUUGUAGUUGAAUACAGAAUUUAUUUCAAGAAUGGGACAGGAUUUUUUUUUAUAUUUUUUAGAGUGCGAAGCUCAAAUGAAAACAUAAAAAAAAUCCUGUCCAACUCGUGAAGUAAAUUCCAUAUUUAACUAC